Messenger RNA from Astyanax mexicanus (Mexican tetra), 5302 nucleotides. RefSeq lists its product as uncharacterized. The transcript is spliced from 6 exons. Bases 54 to 4826 code for a protein of 1590 amino acids. The record is from RefSeq and is a predicted model, not a curated record. Lineage: Eukaryota; Metazoa; Chordata; Actinopteri; Characiformes; Acestrorhamphidae.
UGUUUUUUUUUUUCCCAACAGUUUCAUAACAUUGCAAUUUAUAUUCACUAGCCAUGGGAAAAAGAAAAAGUUGUGAUCAUCCUGAAAUUCCUAAAAAAAAACUUUCACUACAAUUGUGUAUUGUGCAUGCCCCGAGUCUCACAGAGCAUGGCAAUUUUACCAGCUUCAGCGCUUGCAAGGGGGAGCAUAACGAGAGGCUAUCAUGUUUACACAGUAUUCGUGAUAUGAGACUCUGUGAAGCAGCCACUUCACCCUACCGUAUGAAGGAGGUCUGUGACCAGAUACCAUUGACAUUGCAAGGAUUGCAUUUAGAUACAACUGGCUAUCAUCAAAAUUGCUAUAAAAGAUUCACACAAAACCUGAAUCGUUUACAAGCUGCUUCAAAAGCAUCUACAUCUGGUGCAUCAUCAUCUGCAUCAUUGAUGAAGGACUCCUUACGCAAGCACAAAUCUCAAACAGAUCUGGUCCUUUCUGAAGGUACUCGAUGUUCCUUCUUGUUUCCUGAUCUGUGUAUUUUUUGUGAAAAGGGAGAAAUUAAAAGUAAGGGAAAAACUGAACGCCUUACAAUGUUUCAGAGUUGGAAACACAAGGAACCAGCCUGGAAGGUCAUUGAACCAAGAGCAUUGGAAUUAAAGAAAGAGGCUCUUUACCGUAAGGUGCAAGGCAGUGACCUCUUUGCGAUGGAAGCCAAGUACCAUCCAUCAUGCAGAAACACCUUUAACACAGAGUACCAAAACCACAUGCGUAUCAGGAAGAUUAGAAACCCUUUGCUGGCUCAGAAAAAAGAAGCAUAUCAGAAAUCUUAUCUGGUGGUAAAGGAUUACAUUCUAAGUAAUGUCAUAGAUGGCAAAGAGGUGGUCCAGCUUAGUUUCUUAUGCAGCCUCUUCAACAAACACAUGGUGAGUCAAAGUUUUCCUAAUCCAGACUACCGCAAUGCAAGAUUGAUGAGACGUUUACAAGUAGAUGAUGACAUCUCUCAUUCACUUGCCUUUUGUAAGGUACCACUCCGCGGUUGUGCUGAACUAUACCUUGUCUACAGCUCAAGCAUUAGUGUUGCUGAAGCAGUGUCAUGUGCUUACAAGCUUGGAACUGUAGACCAGCAUCACAAUGUAGCCCUCAAUCUCCAUGCUCUCAUUCUAAAGGCAUUCAAAGAGUCAAAGGAGCUGACAUGGCCCCCCACUGCACAGGAGCUGAACUCUGUGAAGAUGGAAGAGCUACUACCAGCUGAUCUUGUAAAAUUUCUAAACUUGGUGCUAACAGGGAGAGCUGACAUUGAUGGAGAAAAGUGUGAGAAGACCCAGAGGCUGGUCUACUCGAUCACACAAGAUGUGUGUCGUGCCGCAACUAACAGCACGUGGAAACUGCCAAAGCACAUACUUCUCUGUGCCACAGUUCGCCACCUCUAUCGAAGCAAACAGCUCACUACUAUUCUUGCACGACUAGGACACUCUGAGACAUACGACUUUGGUAUGGAGCUUGAGACAGCAAUGGCCAAAGCAUUUGAUGAGAUGUCCACCUACCUGACCCCUCAAAUCAUCUCUGGCAAGGGAAACUGUGUUUUUCACAGUGAGUGGGACAACCUGAACAGAAUUACAACCAAUGUGCUUGGAUCAAAUGUUGUAAACAGUGCUGGGGGGAUCAUGAUUCAAGAGGUAAAGGAGGGCCAUCAGAGCACCAAUGAAAGGAUCCUUCCUCUCUAUGAGAGAUCAUCAAAAAUGAGAAGCCUUAAGAUCACACCUCCAGAGACCCUGCCAGAGUUGGUAUUUAAGAGGGAUGGUCCCAAAUUCCCUAAAGAUGCCAGUUUUACCCACCCUGUUGAAAACCAGCAGUCAUACGAUGCAUCAAUGUUGGAGUACUACAUCUAUCUGCUCUGCAGACGUCUAAGCAGUGAGGGAAAGCAGCAGGUGCCUGGAUUUGGUGGCUUUAUUUCAAGCACUGGAAAGGUCCCUCCUAGAAAAUCUACUAUUGACUUCUACACCCCCAUCAAUCAGCCUAUAACAGACAAUGCAGUGGUGUAUGAACUGCUAAAGAGGUCUGAGGCAGCAACAGAGGAGGUUGGCCAACCAUACACCAUCAACACGUUUGACCUUGGCGUGGUCAUGAAGGCCUGCCCUAUAGUCUGGAAGUAUGAAGAGGAAUUCAAAAAGCAUAUCAUAAUCCUUGGCAAGUUCCACACAGCCAUGAAUUACAUAGGCAAACUAACUGGGUACAAGUGUCAAGGUUCAGGCUAUGCAGAAAUCCUCAUUGAGGCAAACCUUGCAACCAGUGGCUGCCUGAAAAAUAUUCUCAGUGGGAAAGCAUAUGCCAAGGCCCUCUUUGGCCUUAAAGUGGUCACAGAGGCUCUUGAACGGCUGCUGAUCAAUGUUUUCCUAGAAGAGGAGAAUCUGGCAAUACCUCAGGAGACCCUCACCAAUCUAGUCCACUGCUGCAGUCGUGAGAAUCUUGAUGCUGCUCUAAAAGACCACUCAUUGCUUAAAAUGAUUCAUCAGUACAUAGGAUACCAACAGAAGGUCCGUGAAGGCCACUUGGGAAAGACAAGCAUGUUCUGGCUCUCUGUGAUGGAUCACGCUAGGCUAGUUUUCAUGUUGGAUUUUGCUGUUAAAACAAACAACUUUGAGCUGUUUCAUUACUGCAAUGGUGCCAUGGCAGAAUUGAUCUUUGCAUAUGAUGGCCACAACUAUGCCAGGUACCUAACUUGGUUCGAGGCAUUUCUCAUCAACAUUGACAUCUCCCACCCUGGUGCUCUUGACAUCAUCAAGCUAGGAGCCAUUGCUGUUGCACGAUCUCUAAUUCCAGGGGCUCUCUCAGCAGUGGACAAGACCAUGGAGGAAACUUUUAUGAAGUUUGCCAAGUCUUCAGGUGGUCUGCUUGGUCUUUUUAACAUGUUUGGAGCAUACCAGAAGUGGUGCCGUACAACCUCUGCACGUGCUCAGCUCCAUGAGCUGACUCUGGAAAUGUGUGGCAUGAUUGAUGAUCCAGACUGCCCAAAGAGAGGGAAGCACCGUGAACUGGAACCUGCCCAGAUCAGAAAGCAAGAAGAGGCAGUACAGAGAGUCAUCUUGGCCAUUAGUGGCUUCACCAACCCCUGGAAGAUCCCAGACAAAAAACAUCUCUACUCACUGGCAUCUGGUGCACCCGUAGACCCAGAAGUUGAGGUGGAUGUACUGCAGGCCGAGGCUGCAGGCAGGGCUGCUAAGGAGAAGUUUAUUGAUGAACGCUUUGUUUCCAAGAAGAAGGGAUUCUUUGAGCCCCUCAAUAAGCUUAAACUGAAGACUAUGUAUCACUCAAGCAAGAAGAUCAAGCUCACAUCUGCACAGGGAAAGGUCUUUAUGUACCAAGAGCAAAGCAACCUUGCUUUCCAGCUACUUGUUAAGUCCCAAAUGCUGGAUAUGCCUUUUGACCUUGAGGAACUCAUGCAUUACCCCCUCUCACCUGUUCCUCAUGCACUUGGCACUCCUGAUGGAUUUUUUGCGAAGACAAACAAGGCCACCAUUCUUCACUAUCUCCUCCAGGAUAGAGAUGAAGAGGUCAUCUACCCUAAGGAUGCACUCUUUAUACAGGAUGGCAAUGCUCUUUUUCAUAUGAUGACCAACCUUCAACCAACCUGUGGAGAGAUCUGUAUGCAGCUCUUGGAUCAUAUGAUUCCCAAGCAGCACUUUGUCUUCUCCACAGAUUGCUACCAGACAGACUCUAUUAAAGCCCAGGAGAGGGUCAGACGAGGCUCCACUGAGAAUUUCAUAAUUGGUGGCCCACACACCCACAAACCUUGUGACUUUAAAUGCUUUCUUAGCAAUGAGGUAAACAAGAAGCAGCUAUGUGAUCUGCUUCUCAAGGUCUGGGGGAGCAAUGAGGCAGCAUCUCGGCUGGAGAAGUGCAAGAGGGCCGUGGUAUGUGUUGAUGGGAGAUCCUAUGACCUAACUUCAACAAAUGGCCAAGUUCAGGCUUCAGAGAUCCACGCCCUGCGGUCAAACCAGGAGGAGACAGACACCCGUGUUGUCCUCUACCUCCACCAAGCUGUAAAGUGGGGGUACAAGUCCAGUGUGGUGCGGACCCCGGACACCGACAUUUUACUGAUCCUCCUUUACCAUGCCAGCAGGAUCAACCUCACCAUAUUGCUUGACCACGGAACUGGCUUGCAUCGUAAGCUUGUGAAUGUCUCUGAGUUGGCUGAAUCUCUGGGAUCUGAGUACUGCAGCACUCUUCUGGGAUACUAUGUCUUUUCUGGGGAAGACUGCACCAGUGCUUUCAAGGGCAAAGGCAAAGUAGCUCCCUUAAAGAAGCUGCAGCAAAACCCGCGAUUCCAGAAGGCUUUCAGCCAGCUUGGCACAUUGUGGCAGGUCAGCAAUGAGCUCCAACAGGAGAUGGAAUCCUUCACAUGUGUUAUGUAUGGCCAUGGUCGUCUGACCUCAAUUGAUGCUGUGAGAGUCAAGAUGCUGCAAAAGAUGGUGGGUGUUGACAGAGCCCUGGAUGCAAGUUCCAAAGUAGACCUGGAACGCUUGCCUCCCCCCAAGGUCUGUCUCAUCCCACACACACAGAGAGUAAACUACAGAGUUGCCUGCUACAAAAGGGCAGAGCAGCCCAUAUUUGAAAGGCCAAACCCUUACGAUCAGGGUAUGGGUUGGGAGAAAACAAUGGAAGAGGGGGUGUUGGAGCCGGUGUGGUCAGUUGGCCCCAUCUUCCCUCCUUCUCUUGUUGACAUUCUUGCUGGAGUAGAAGAGAGAGAAUCCAUUGGAGAGGGGACAGAUGAUGUGGAGGAAGGGACAGAGAUUGAAGAGAUAGACUUUGAUGAUCUUUUCAAUGAUGAUGACGAGGAUGAAAAUUAUUAGUACCACACUAUACAAGUACUUUUUAUUAUAUUCUUAGAUUUUAUCAACAAUUAGUUCUGCACUUAAUUAAUACAAAAUAAAAAUGCAAUUUAAUUCAUUUAAUUCAUUGGCCCAGAGUUGUGUAGAAAAGUGUGCUCAAUUGUCUCUGUAGAUUGUUAAAUUAAAAGGCUAUUGCAAUCCUUUUUUUUCAUUUUUUUAGGUGUAGUAAAGGGUUAAAAAAUUGAUACAUUUUGAGUAAAAAUGUGUAAAAAACUAAAAAUAAACAUUCUGUUGAAUUCCUUGGCCCAGAAUUGUAUGGAAAAGUGUGCUCAUUUGUCUGUAUAGGUUGUUAACUUCAGGAACUAUGCCAAUUUCUUCAUCAUUUUUGGCAGGCUCGGAUUUUGGGUAGGUGUAGGAAAGGGUUAAUAAAAUGCCUCACGGGACAUUUUUUGCCCUGGUACCUGUCAGAAUCUUAAAGUAGACACUUUAAGGAUUAA